AUGGCCCCGAUUCAACAUCCUACGCCUUGCGGUAUGUCAACGACGCUAGGUAUCGUCGACUUAAAUGAAGACUUGCUAACAUUGAAACAAACUUCAAGGAGCAAAUUCUCUCAAUUACCACAUGAACCAGUCCUUCAAUCCCUCUUGGACACCUUUUUUCGAUACUGCCAAAAUCAGCCGUACGUGUACUUCCGUCAAGCGUCGUUCUAUCGUAGAUUCGAGAAGAAGGAACUUCCGGAGUAUCUUCUUAUGGCUAUGGUUGCUCUAGCCGCACGAUUUUCUCAUGAAGCAUUCUUUGAAUCGCAACAGCUGGAGGCUACCACGGUAUAUGGCCGAACAACCUGGAAUCAGAUUUUCGACAAGGCUUUCGACGAUGACCACGAUCUAGUGGACAUUCAUAUGGUUCAAGCCACCAACAUGUUGGCGGUGGUAGACUUUACAGCUGGACGCCAUCACCUGGGCUGGGUAAAGAUUGGUCUCGCUGUCAGGUUUGCCCAGAGCCUGCAACUGAGUUCCGAACCGCGAGAAACCCUGUCAUUAGAGGAACAAGACGAGAGACGAUUAACGUUCUGGUCUGUUUACUUGCUCGAUCGACUGGCCUCAUGUGGCGUUUACAGGCCUCCUACGAUUGUGGAUAGCGAUUGCUCGACUCUGUUACCUUCAGACAGCCCUGACACGAGUGAUACAGUGCCUAGUUUACGCCUUCUGGAAGAAAUGGAUCUGAUUCAUGAGAUGGGCAGCAUGGAUCCGUUUGUGCACACAAUCCUGAUGGCAUCUGCAUUAGGACGGGUGGAGCGGCAAACGCUCCAGCAGCAAGGAUCCAACGAGCGUUAUCCUCCAUGGGACUCUCGAAGUGACUUUGCAGCUAUUUACAGCUUACUGUUGAGCUUUGAGGGGCAUUCCAAAAUUACCGACGUUUCAUUUUCUGAUGCGAUCAAUGCCCACUACAUCGGCACCGACGGCUUAAUCGAUCACCAGAAAGCAGGGCAUUUUGUCUUCUCGACGAUGCUCUACCACAUGAACCAAUGCAUCCUGCAUCAUCCUUAUCUGUUUCGAAAGCGACUAGAGUCGUGCAAGGCUCAGGCACCGCUGAGCUUUGUCCGGGAAGUUCUGCGUCGCUCUUUCGAGCACGCUGAACGAUUGAUAGUCACAGUUCGAACCAUCCAGGAGCUUGGGAUGACCAUAAGCUCAUUCUAUGGUUACGCCAUGGUAGUUGGGGGGGUCGUUUGCAGACUCUUCUCCCACCACGACGACAAUGCGACAUCUAGUGCAGCGAAGCAGCUCUGUCAAUACGCAAUGGAGUUUUUAGAGCACGGGCGACGCCUUUGGGGACAUUAUCCAAAAAUGGCCAUUGCACUAGAGAACUUCAGCCCAGAUCCUGUGGUUGCAGGAGCACUCGUUGCCGCGACACGGUCUACGGGCCUCUGCAGCGAUCCCAGCUUGCAGUCGAUGGAGAACCUCCUUGACUACGGCUGGCUCUCUGACCCGGCCCGUGACCCGGCCCGGUUCAAGUUUCCGGCGGUCAAUGACAGAGCUCCAACAGAUCAAGUUCAUUCCCCAAAUCCUUUUUUAUCCUGCGAGGACAAUGGAAUGCCAAAUAUUUUGGACGGCGAGGGUGUUUCAGGACCCCCCAAACUGUCAUCGAGCGACGUCCGUCCGACAACAGAAGAUCAGAUCGUACAGAUUGCUGGUGAAGGCCCUUCCUACGACUAUGGCUGCAUCGUACUGAAAGAUUCCGAUUUCGAUGGCGUGGUACAAAUCCAGCAAGACCUUGAAUUGGACCUGACAACCCACCUUGAGCUCGACCCUUGGGAGAGUUUUCUUGCUGACGGCCGAGAUUCGUCUAAUCCGUUCAACGCUGCAAAAACACCAGCCUUGCGGUGGACUGCACACCAGCUGCACUGA
This is a messenger RNA of Capronia epimyces CBS 606.96, 1905 nucleotides long. RefSeq lists its product as uncharacterized. The coding region runs from base 1 to 1905 and encodes 634 amino acids. Gene Ontology annotation, molecular function: DNA binding; zinc ion binding. Gene Ontology annotation, biological process: DNA-templated transcription. Gene Ontology annotation, cellular component: nucleus. Lineage: Eukaryota; Fungi; Ascomycota; Eurotiomycetes; Chaetothyriales; Herpotrichiellaceae. The transcript has 3 exons. The record is from RefSeq and is a predicted model, not a curated record.